CCGGAAAUAGCUAAAAAUGUCUCGAUUCGCCGACGAUCAAAUAGCAGACUUUCAAGAAACAUUUUCCCUGUUUGACAAUAGGGGAGAUGGGAAGAUAUUUGCCUCAUCUCUUGGUGAUGUCCUGCGAUCAUUGGGUCUCAAUCCUACUGAAGCAGAGGUGAAGAAAUGUGGUUAUGGACAAGACCCAGAUUACAGAAUCAGUUUCGAACAAUUCCUGCCAAUCUUCCAAACUCUGAGCAAAAGCAAAGAUGUCCCGACUGAAACAGAUUUCAUUGAGGGUUUCAAAGUGUUUGACAAAGAACAAAAUGGUUUCAUCAGUGUAGCUGAAUUGAGACAUCUCUUGUGUUCUUUAGGCGAGAAACUGACAGAUGAAGAAUGUGAACAUUUACUUACUGGACAUGAAGAUGCACAGGGCAAUAUAAAUUAUGAAGAAUUUGUAAAGUGUGUGAUAAACGGUUGAAGGCAGGGAUUAUACAUUCACACGAUAUACACAUACUGACAUUGAUGUACUCAAAUAGACACUGAUAUCCAACAUACAAACUUGUAUCAGUUCUGUAGAUAGUUCUAACAAAAUAUACUAUCACAAUCGGCCUAUAUAUAUAUUUUUAAUAUUCAUUACAUACUUACAAGCAACCAAACAAGCAUUGCAAUACAUGCAUAGCAGUUGGUAGUGCUAUCCCAAAAUUGUCAUAGUCUUGCAUAGUCUAUUAUGAUAAAUAUUUGAAACCAAGUUAAUUGUACAUGAAUAAGCAAAUGGCUAUUUCAAUUUGUAUUUAUAAUGAGGUGCUUCACAUUGAUUAUAAAUGUUACUUUCCCAUUCAAGCUGAAAUAAUUGACAGGUUCGUUAUAAAAUAACCAGUGGCCAAUACACCAGUCACGGACUAAUGCAUUUGUUGUGUAAUAGCCUGGAUCAAUUGUGAAUGCAUCGCACUGGCCAAUACAUUGGAUAUGGACUUAUACAUUGCUUAUGUAGGCCUUGUACAUUGAAUCCAUUCUGUAUGUACAUUUCAUCCAAGUAUUCCAAGUCCAUUGUUAUGCAUACAAAAUGUUUGUAUUCAAUUAGAAUAUGUCACGUUUUUUUUGUUUCCAGCUCGAUUCUAAGAGAUUUAUUUGUAUCUUUUCUUAAU
Owenia fusiformis is the source of this 1127-nucleotide messenger RNA. NCBI's taxonomy places the organism in Eukaryota, Metazoa, Annelida, Polychaeta, Sabellida, Oweniidae. The record is from the annotation of a GenBank genome assembly.